Pogoniulus pusillus (Red-fronted tinkerbird) is the source of this 7879-nucleotide messenger RNA. It is a transcript of the gene OTOGL, whose product is annotated as otogelin like. The record is from RefSeq and is a predicted model, not a curated record. Gene Ontology annotation, molecular function: protein binding; alpha-L-arabinofuranosidase activity. The transcript has 57 exons. Lineage: Eukaryota; Metazoa; Chordata; Aves; Piciformes; Lybiidae. Gene Ontology annotation, cellular component: extracellular matrix. Gene Ontology annotation, biological process: L-arabinose metabolic process.
UCCAGCUAUCUAACUGGGUAAAGAUUUCAGUACACUACAGGAAGACGUAGUUCUGAGAUGCCAUCCUAAUCAAAGCCAUUGGUGUGGAUACGUGUCCUGAGUCACACUGAAAUGAACGUUGUGGGAAAGCUCAGUCUAACGAUACCAUGGAGUAUAUUCUUACUGCAUUCUCUGCUGUCCUCUUUGCAAGGAUCUUACUGCAAGCUUUCUCAUUUGAGAAGAGCUUUAAGAAAUGAGUUUAAUGUAACUCGACAGAAAAGAGAUCUCGUAACAACCGAGAGCCAAGCUGCCUCUCCUCAGCCGCACCUUCGCGGGGGCUUGACACGGAGUCUGCCAGGAGGUUCAUGUCCUCAGGAGUGCCUUAAUGGAGCAGCCUGCACAGAGGCAGGGGACUGUGACUGUCAGUUACUGCAGGCUCAAGGAAGCAGGUGCCAGAUUGUGCCUAACACUGGUAAGGACCGAGAUGGGAUCUGCAAAUCAUGGGGGCAGUAUCAUUUUGAAACAUUUGAUGGCAUCUACUACUACUUCCCAGGAAAUUGCUCCUACAUCUUUGCAAGAGACUGCAGCACUCCAGAACCCCAGUACACUGUUUGGGUUCAUAACAGUCCUCACUGUUACGGCUCCGUAUAUACUUGUCCGAGGUCUGUCAGCUUGUUUAUUUCAAACCAAGAAGAGAUCAUUAUUUCAGGACAUGAAGUCAGGAAAGCUGGAAUCAGGUUAACAUUGCCUCAGACAGUUGGAAAUGCUUUCCUUGAGAGACUGGCUGACUAUAUUCUGGUGAAGACUACCUUUGGUUUUUCCCUUGCUUGGGAUGGAAGCUCUGGUAUUUAUAUUAAGCUGACAGAAGAUCACAGGGGAAAAACUUGUGGCCUCUGUGGAAAUUUCAAUGGCAAUUUAUAUGACGACCUGAUGCUGCAAAAUAUAGGUGAAGAUACAGAAGAUAUUGCUGAAUUUGCAAACAGCUGGGUGGUGCAAGCCUCAGAUGUUGCAGCUUGUGUACCUACUGCCUCAGAUUUUUCCAGUCCUUGCUCAGAUGAUGCAGAGUCCACUGAGGGCAUAUUCUUCAAGUGCCAAAUAUUUCUGCAGUUUCCCUUCCUCAGCUGCCAUGAGAGCAUAGAUCCAUACUCUUACAUCUCUAGCUGUAUGAAUGACCUUUGCAGAGUGGAUGAUGAUGAGACAUACUGCAGGGCAGUGACAGAGUACGCCAGGGCUUGCUCUCACGCUGGGUCCCCGGUGCGGGACUGGAGGGAUGACUUUCCUGCCUGCAAGAAGUGUGAGGACAGCUUUGUGCACCGUGACUGCAUCAGCUGUUGUCCACCAACUUGCACCUUUGAAAAAGAUUGUCUUGGCAGCAACCUGCACUGCUUAGAUGGCUGCUACUGUCCAGAUGGUCUCAUUAUGGAGAACGGAACCUGCAUCUCUGCGUCUAAUUGUCCCUGCGUCUAUCAUGGAACUGCCUUCCCUGUGGGCUCAAAAAUUGAACAAGAGUGCAGCAACUGUAUCUGUAGUGGUGGCGUUUGGAACUGCACCGAUCAUGACUGCCCAGCUGAGUGCUCCAUCGUAGGCAGCUCUCAUUUCACAACCUUUGAUGGACGUCACUUUACCUCGUUGGGGAUUUGCCAGUACAUUUUGGUGAAAGGCACUGGAGAAAACAGAUUCACACUCACUUUACAGAGGGCACCUUGUGGACAGAACAUGGACCACGCCUGCAUUGAGUCUAUAACACUAGUUCUUGAAGAUGAUGUGAGCAAACAAGUGACUCUCACAAGAGAGGGGCAUGUGCAAACUGGACCUAACCAAGUCUUUAACCUUAAUGGGGCUGUUGAAAUUCAGAAUGUGUCUUCUUUCUUUGUUCACCUGAAAACUAGUUUUGGUUUGAAGAUAUUGUUUGCUAAAGAUGGAGAGAGGAUCUAUGUGCAAGUUGAUGUCAGCUGGAAGAGAAGGACGUCAGGAUUAUGUGGCACUUACAAUGGAAACUUAAGAGAUGAUUUUCUCUCUCCAGCAGGGAUGAUAGAAGGGACCCCACAGCUUCAUGCCAAUGCAUGGAAGGUUUCCUCAGUUUGUUCUGUGCCUGUUAAUAUUCCUGUGGUUGAUCCCUGCAACGUUAACCAGCAAAAUGCUGGGUAUGCAGCUCACUGUGAUAUCAUCAACCAAGAAGUUUUUGCUCCCUGCCAUGCCUACAUCAGCCCAGGGUUAUACUACCAGCUCUGCCGCUUUGAUGCAUGCAGAUGUGGAAGCAGCUGUUUGUGCAAUGCUUUGGCACACUAUGCUUAUGUCUGUGGCAAGCACGGGGUCGUUGUUGACUUCAGAUCUCAUCUUUCUUACUGUGCUGCAGUGUGUCACAGUGGUAUGAUUUAUCAGCAGUGCUCUUCUUUCUGUAAACACUCCUGUUCUUCACUUUCCAUGGCAAAUAUCUGUGGUGAUGACUGUGCAGAAGGAUGUAACUGUCCCGAUGGGAAAUACUUUGAGGAGUCAGUCAACUUCUGUGUAGCACAAUCUGCCUGUCAUUGUCUUUACAAGGGCAAAGCCCUCCAGCCUGGAGAAACCCUCCUUACGCCAGCGGGCUCCUGCCAGUGUCUGAACGGAACAGUGACAUGUGUUGAAGCCACUGUGGAAAACAGAGUUCACAUAUGCCCUGAAGGAAAAAUCUACUAUGACUGCAGAUUUCCUGUGCCUGGAUUACCAGCUGCAGGGGUGAACUGUGGCAUCUCUUGUGCAAACCUUGCCAUGAACUUCUCCUGUGUCCCCUCACCACCCUGUGCAAGUGGCUGCAUUUGCCCCCCUGGGAUGGCUGAACAUAGAGGGAAGUGCUAUAUUCCUGACAGUUGUCCCUGCACCUGGAAGGACAGGGAAUUUCUCUCAGGAGAAGUGAUAGCUACAUCCUGUUACACCUGUGUUUGUCGGAGAGGGAUAUUCAACUGCACCAGCCACCCCUGCCCUGCGGUGUGCACUGUUUACGGAGACAGACAUUAUUACACCUUUGAUGGACUGGAGUACGACUACGCCAGUGACUGCCAGGCUUACCUGCUAAAGAAACAAUCCUUCUGAGUCAUGGAAAGCAAAGCUCACUAUCAGCUUUGGAAGGCUGGCUACUACACUGUGAUACACUUCCCAGAACAGGACAUCACAGUUCUGUGGGAUAAGAAGACAAUGAUGCAUGUUAAAGUUGGACCUCGAUGGAAGGGGAAACUGGCAGGUUUGUGUGGGAACUUUGACAAAUACACUUCAAACGAUCUGACCACAUCAAAUAACAUGGAGGUGAGAAAUGCACAGGUGUUUGGAGACAGCUGGGUGCUAGGGCAGUGCAAGAGCCCAAACGAAACCCUGAGACCGUGCGAGGUGCAGCAGAGCAAGUUCCCCUACGCCAAAAAGGAAUGCUCGGUUCUGUACAGCGACCUGUUUGCACCCUGCCGCAACGUGAUUGAUGUGACCUCUUUUGUCAAAAACUGCCACACGGACACCUGCAACUGCAAUCUUGGUGGGGACUGUGAGUGCUUGUGCACCAGCAUCGCAGCCUAUGCCCACAAGUGCUGCCAGCAGGGGGCGGCGAUUCACUGGCGAUCCCCUUCGCUCUGCGCUUAUGACUGUGAAUAUUACAAUCAAGGUCUUGGAGAAGGACCCUAUAUUUUGGCAAGCUAUGGAAAGAGUGACAUGAUUAUAGGAGCUAACGUCUCCAGCGGAAGAAUAUUUGCCCUGCCUAGAGCCAGAGCACAUGGCAAUAUAUUUUUCAGCUUCAUGAUAACACCAGGUCUUUUCAAAGAGAAAGAUUUAUCUCUCUCUCUUGUUUCCCUGGAGUCAGCCGAGAGACCGAACUACUUUCUGUCUGUGCGUGACACGGGCGCGGUUGGCUUGGAGCAGUGGCAGGAGAGUGCCUCCUUCCGAAGACGAGCUACCUUCUUCCACCACCAGGGCCUCUGGAGUCCAGGGCUCAGUGCCUUCGAGCUGCACAGUAAAAAAGGCUUCUUCAUCGUUCUCACAUCCAGCGGUGUUCAAGCGGCCAAGUAUGAUGAGUCAGAGCACUUCAAACGCUUCAGUAGCUUUAGUGUCGAAGAGCUUGAGGCAUCUGUGCCCUACAGAAGGAUGUGUGAAUGGCGAUACGAAUCCUGUGCUACUCCUUGUGUUAAAACAUGCAGGGAUCCUGAAGGGACAGCAUGCAAAUUCCUUCCUCCGGUUGAAGGAUGCUUGCCAUACUGCCCCAAAAACAUGAUCCUUGACGAGGUCACCCUUAAAUGUGUUUAUCCAGAAGACUGCAUACCUGUGACACCUACUGAACCUGCACUUGGAACAAAACCUUCACUGGUAAUCUCUCAAACAGGAAAAGAGAGUUCUUCAGCAAGUUCUCCAGAAGAAGAGGGAACAACACCAGCAGUAUCUGCCAGAGUCAUCACUCAAUCCACUGCACCAAUGAUCACGAAUAUGGCAGUGAAUGCUACGUCCUUAAAAGCACCUUAUCUUUUUGCUAAAGUACCACCUAGCUCUUCAGCCAGUUCCUUAGCUGCUUCUGGCACCACUGUGCCCUCUAGGAUCACUACAGAAAACACUGAUUUGGAGGCCUAUGUGGCUUCUGCUUCAGUUCCCACCACCGUAGAAACAUCCAUGCACUUGUCACACAAAUCUUUGCUUACAUCUGCAGGGACUCAGGCUUCAAAGAGCACCAAAGAAACUCCAAGAUCUACAGUUGUGACAACUGGCACUACAGACUCAUUAUCACAGGUGAAGAGCACCUCAUUUACAGCUUCAGCAAUUAAACAUGCAACCUCAUUUGAAGGAACUGUGGAUGUUUUUCCAAGUGGCCAGAGCCUAUAUGAGCAAAAAACUGUUACCAGCACAACAACAACUGCUGGGGAAUCUUCCCUGCCUUAUCUGGCAGUAUCUGCAGUCCAGAGCUUGCCUUUUUCAACAAAUACAACCCCCUCAGUUAAAAAUGUCUCUCUUUCUGGAGACCUUCAUGUAACAACAUCAGGUUGGUCCAAAAUCCCAAUGCAUGAAACUACAAAACCUCAUUUUGGUUUAGCAGAGCCCACAGAGGUGCAGACCAGAACUAGAACAGAUUUACCACAUUCUAGUGGUGGAAUGGCUCUGCCUUCCUCUUCAAAGCCUGUGGAAACAGAAGCUUCUCUGGCAACCACAGAACCAGUGACUGCUGGCAAGACUUCCUUUGGUACAGGGACACCAACACUGAUGUCUACAUCUCCAGAAUGUGUGCCUGGUUACCUGGAGCCCAUUGACAGAUGUAGCCAGUAUGUGUGUGUCAAUAUGGGCUGGAUGCUAUACAACCUUUCAAGGAACUGCCCUAAGGAUGUGCAGAAGCCAGACUGUGGUUUUCGAGGAAUGCCAGUUCAAGUUAACACUGACAGCUGCUGUCCAGAGUGGGAAUGUCCCUGUCAAUGCUCCAUCCUGUCUGAGUUGAGUGUUAUUACCUUUGAUGGCAACAACCUAGCCCUCUGUAAUAUGGCUUCCUACAUUCUAGUCAACCUACCAGGAGAAAUGAUUGUUGCUCAGAUUGAAACAUGUCCUGUUCAGCAGAAUCAGAGAAGCAAUAAGCUUCUCUUUUCUUUCAAGGUUCCCCCUGCAGAUGCUUCAGGACUCUGUUUUAAGAUACUGAAUGUAACAACAAGCACAUAUAAGUUACUCAUCAAUCGUCUAGCAAGAAAAGUGGUUGUGGACUCUGUAACCCAAUCACUGCCAUUUUCUAAAGGAGGGCUGAGUGUUCAGGACACUGGUGCAAUGUAUGUUGUUGAUACCCCAGCUGGCAUUAACAUCAGGUGGGCUCACGUCACAGGCAUCAUAGACAUACAGUAUGGACUACACUCCAACACAUCAGAGAAGACAGAAGGCCUUUGUGGGGUGUGUAAUGGAGAUCCUGCUGAUGACCUGAAAAUGCAGAACAGCACAGUAAUAACAAAUAUGGAUGAAAUGGAAGUGUUCAUUAAGAGUUGGGAGAUAGAGAAAUCACUUGAUGUAACAACCAGGAGGCCAGGAGGAAACUGUGAUGAAGAUAACUGCACAUACUGCAUGGAACUCUUAAACAGAAUCAUUUUCAUCCCUUGUCACAAGAAAGUGUCACCACGGGAGUUCUGUGAGAAGAUGUGGCUCAACAGUACUUCUUUUUGGAAUUAUGAGUGUGAUGCACUUUCUGCAUAUGUAUCCUUGUGCAACAAGCACAAUAUCUGCAUUCAGUGGAGGACCCCUGACUAUUGCUCACUGAGCUGUCCAGAAGGCAAGGAUUAUCAGCCCUGUGUGCAACCCUGCGAAGCCAAAACGUGCUUGAAUAAAUGGUUCUAUGGAGAUUCUGCUUGCUCCCAUUUAAGGGAAGACUGUGUGUGUAAAAAUGGCACCAUUCUGCACAGAACAGACUCCAGCCUCUGUAUACCAGAAGAAAAAUGUACAUGUACAGAUAACAGAGGACAGCCUCGCUCUGCUGGGGAGAUCUGGAAUGGCUCCGUGAGAGGCUGCUGCAUGUACAGCUGUUUGGAAAAUGGCAGUAUUGUUGCUGUAGAGCCUGAAUGCAAUGAGGAUGCACCCCUUGUAUGUGAAAGAGAAGGGGAGGUUGUCAUCCAUGUGAUGGAAGAGGGAGCUUGCUGUCCAAAGAAAGUCUGUGAAUGCAACAUGUCCUUGUGUGAUGCAGUCAUUCCAACAUGCAAACCCAAUGAGAAAUUAGUGGGAGGCUACCACCCCCUCUCCUGCUGUCCACAGUACCAAUGUGAAUGUGAUCCUUCAGUUUGCUUCAAUGCUUCCCAGUUGGACUGCAGAGACGAUCAAUUCAUUGUCGAAGCGAAGCUGGAAGAUCCCUGCUGUUUCUCUUACCUCUGUGUUUGUGAAGCCUGUAAGGAGCCUGUGCCCUUGUGUAACGAAGGGGAGAUUCUCACCGUAGACCUCAAUACCAUACAUUACUGCUGCCCUCAUUACUACUGUGUUUGCGAUGAAAGUCUUUGUUCUGAGCCUUCCCUGACUUGCACAGAUGACAUGACACUUGUGAAGGAAAAAACACCUGGGCAGUGCUGUCCUGAUUGGCACUGUGAGUGCAGCUGUGAAAACUCCACUCUGUUGACCUGUAAAUUGGGAGAAGUUCGAAAAGCAGACAGCAGCGUUUCCAGUGCCUGUGGAUGCACUCACUACACCUGUGAGAAGGAUGAGGUGUGCAUCUUCCAAGAGGUCACAGUGCUGAGCCCUGGGCAGUCAGUGAUCCAGUACUUAGAUGGCAACCUUUGUUACACUGUGCAGUGUUUAGAAGAAAAAGAUCAGAACACAGGAUUCAAUGCCAUGAGCUUUACAACCAUGAACUGCUCCCAGCAGUGUGAAGCUCAUCAAAUCUAUAUUCCUUCCUUCAGUCACCAUACUUGUUGUGGUACCUGCCAAAACUUGUCAUGCUCUUUCCAUACUGAAAAUGGAACACAGAUUCUGUAUGAGGAAGGAAGCACCUGGAGCUCCAACUGCACCAACUACAAGUGUGCAAAGACUGCUGCAGGAGCUAUUAUACUGGGAUCAAGUGUUAUCUGCCCCCCUUUUAAUGACACUGAGUGUACAAAGAAUGGAGGAAUUGUGCAGAUGUAUAACGAUGGCUGCUGCAAGACCUGCAAAAAGGAAGAAAGGAUCUGCCAGAAAAUGACAAUCAGGACAACCAUAAGGAAAAGUGACUGCAUAAGUGCAAGCCCGGUAAAUGUGGCUUCUUGUGAUGGCAAAUGCCCCUCUGCAACGAUUUUCAAUGUCAAUAUUGACAGCCAUUUAAGAUUCUGUAAAUGCUGUCGAGAAACUGGAACUCGCAAUCUGGCUGUGCCACUGCACUGCGCAGGCAAUGGCACUCAGGUCACCUACAUCAUCCAGGAGCCGAUAGACUGCUCCUGCCAGUGGAACUGAACACCAAAGAAUCACAGAAUCA